Messenger RNA from Serinus canaria (Common canary), 882 nucleotides. RefSeq names its product ADP ribosylation factor like GTPase 8A (gene ARL8A). Gene Ontology annotation, cellular component: lysosomal membrane. The transcript has 7 exons. The record is from RefSeq and is a predicted model, not a curated record. NCBI's taxonomy places the organism in Eukaryota, Metazoa, Chordata, Aves, Passeriformes, Fringillidae. Gene Ontology annotation, molecular function: GTP binding; GTPase activity. Gene Ontology annotation, biological process: protein transport; anterograde axonal transport. The coding region runs from base 223 to 783 and encodes 186 amino acids.
CGGCCUCCAUCGGCUCCGCUCGGCCCUGCCCGGCUCCACCCCGACUGGCCCCGCCCCGACUCGGCCUCGCUCGGCUCCACUCGGCCUCGCUCGGCCCUACCCUGCCCGGCCCCGCUCGGCCCGGCCCGGCCCGGCCCGGCUCCGCUUUGCUCGGCCCGGCCCGGCUCGGCUCCGCUCGGCUCAAAUCGGCCCCGCUCAGCGCGGCCCAGGCCGGCCGGCACCAUGCUGGCGCUCUUCAACAAGCUGCUGGACUGGUUCCGGGCGCUGUUCUGGAAGGAGGAGAUGGAACUGACCCUGGUGGGGCUGCAGUACUCGGGCAAGACCACCUUCGUCAACGUUAUCGCGUCAGGACAGUUCAAUGAGGACAUGAUCCCGACGGUGGGUUUCAACAUGAGGAAGAUCACCAAAGGGAAUGUUACCAUAAAGCUCUGGGAUAUCGGGGGACAGCCGCGGUUCCGCAGCAUGUGGGAGCGAUACUGCCGUGGAGUGAGUGCCAUUGUGUACAUGGUGGAUGCUGCUGACCAGGAGAAGAUAGAGGCCUCUAAGAAUGAACUGCACAACCUGCUUGACAAGCCCCAGCUCCAGGGCAUCCCGGUCCUGGUCCUGGGGAACAAGAGGGACCUGCCCGGUGCCUUGGAUGAGAAGGAGCUCAUUGAGAAGAUGAACCUCUCUGCCAUCCAGGACCGAGAGAUCUGUUGCUAUUCCAUCUCCUGCAAAGAAAAGGACAACAUUGACAUCACCCUACAGUGGCUUAUCCAGCACUCGAAGUCCAGGCGAAGCUGAGGUCCCGUGGGCCUGGCUCGGAUGGGAAGCUGCCAUUCUCCAAGCCCAUGCCCCUCUCUCCUGCUCUGUCCCUCCAGCUCUCUCUCUAGAUGGGUAUUU